Messenger RNA from Psammomys obesus (fat sand rat), 942 nucleotides. Its product is annotated as olfactory receptor 1I1. The transcript has a single exon. NCBI's taxonomy places the organism in Eukaryota, Metazoa, Chordata, Mammalia, Rodentia, Muridae. Bases 1 to 942 code for a protein of 313 amino acids. Gene Ontology annotation, biological process: G protein-coupled receptor signaling pathway. The record is from RefSeq and is a predicted model, not a curated record. Gene Ontology annotation, molecular function: olfactory receptor activity; G protein-coupled receptor activity. Gene Ontology annotation, cellular component: membrane.
AUGGCACCAGGAAACCAGACAACAGUCUUGGAAUUCCAUCUCAUGGGACUUUCAGAGGCUCCAGACUUGCAGCCCAUCCUUUUUGGACUGUUCCUGUCCAUGUAUCUGGUCACCGUCUUUGGGAACCUGCUCAUCAUCCUGGCCAUCAUCUCAGACUCUCAUCUGCACACACCCAUGUACUUCUUUCUGUGUAACUUGUCCCUCGUGGACAUCUUUUUCUCCUCCACUACCGUCCCCAAGAUGCUGGUGAACAUCCAGACCCAGAGUAGAGCCAUCCCUUUUGCAGGCUGCCUUGCCCAAAUGUAUGCCUUCCAUCUCUUCGGGACUAUAGACAGCUUCCUCCUGGCAGUGAUGGCCACUGACCGGCUGGUGGCCAUUGCCUACCCACUGCGCUAUUCAGUACUCAUGAACCCACGUGUCUGUGGGCUACUGGUGGGUGGGUCAUGGGUUAUUACUAAUCUCCAGUCCCUGGUACACACUUGUCUCAUGGCCCAACUGACCUUCUGUGCAGGGUCAGAAAUCCCUCACUUCUUCUGUGACCUCAUGCCCCUCCUGAAACUCUCCUGCUCAGACACACACACCAAUGAGCUGGUGAUCUUUGCUUUCGGCAUCGUCAUGGGCCUUAGCCCACUGUUCUGCAUCCUAGUCUCCUACAUCUGCAUUUUCAGGGCAGUCUUCCGAAUCCCUUCUGCUCAGGGCAAGUGGAAAGCCUUCUCCACUUGCGGCUCACACCUCACUGUGGUGUCACUGUUCUACGGGACCAUCUUUACCAUGUACUUACAGCCAGCGUCCCCCACCUCAUCCCAGAAAGACAAGACAGCCGCGUUAAUGUGUGGGGUGGUCAUCCCCACGCUGAACCCCUUCAUCUACAGCCUAAGGAACAAAGACAUGAAGGCAGCCCUGAGGAAGCUUGGUAGCAAAGCAGUCUCACGCCAGUCCUAG